AUUUUUUGCAUUUUAGCGGCACUAGCUAGAUUCUAUAUUUCCAUUAUUUGAGAUUUUUUACAUCCAAACAUAUGUGUAAUAAUAUAUUUACUAGAUGAUUCAAGGGUUCUUUGUUAUGUAUUCAAUGUAUCAUUACAAUAAAAUUAACGUGUUAUAGUUUUUGAACAAAUCCAUCAUGUGUGGAGAAAAGUGUAGGUUAUGCUGUGCACCCCUAGCAUUAAUAUCUUUAACAUGUGGAAAAAGCCGAAAAAAAAGAGACUAUAUUCGAAAACUCAUCGAUUUAACCAUAGGCAUUAAGUUUCAGAAAAAUGAUGCAUCCAGAUACAUUUGUAUUUUUUGUAUAUCUACAAUUUAUAACUUUCAUGUAUUCAAGGUGAGGUCUCUUCAGAAUGAGGAAUUCUUGCAGUCUUGCUUUCAAAUUCCACUGAAAACCACCAGAAAAAUGAAAGUUGAUAUACCAGAUCUCUGUGAUAUUGAGUUACCAAGUAUUGACAACUUGAAAACAGAACUCUUUGAUUGGCUUAGAAGUAAAGUUGAUGUUGAAGAAAACAAAGUUGAAGUCAAUACACCACCACAAAAUGAAAUAGAGAAACAAAACAAUUUUCACAUUGAAAAUGUUUCAUCUGUUAGCACCCAAACCAACUCAACUUUGAAAAUGAUUGAUCAACAAACCCAAUUCGAAACACCUCAUACUUACAAUGUGAGCUGUCAAUAUUCUGUUAAAACAUCUGAUCAAAAAAUACAGUGUUUGAUUCCACCUGUUUGCUGUGACAAAACUUCUCAAACCAUGAAAGUUGCAACCAAUAUUUCAUUGGGAUUGAAAGAAUCUGCUACUCAGUGUAAUUUGAAUGAUAAAGUAUCUGUUGAUGUAGGAAUUCUAUCAAGUUCAAUUUGUAAUGGAGUAGAAUCUCAGAGUGAUAUUACUAUGAAUGAAAGUGAAGUAAGAGAAGAAUUAGAUACUUUUGAAGCUGAUAAAACUGAGGUGAUUGAAGCUGAAAUUACUAAAGAUGACACAUGUUGCAACAAAUUUCAGGAGAUUGUUCCCCUAAUUACUGAAUCUGUUGAUAUAAAUAAAAACAAUGAGCAACAAAUUUCCAAUAAUGAAUCUUUGACCAAAAAAAGAAAUAUCAUUAGACCUCCAGGGUGUGCCAGAAAAAGACUUUCUGGUAGAAGAUAUAAAAAGAUGUCUCCCUCAGUAAUGAGCCAUGUCAAUGGAAUUGUAAGGAUAGCAUCACCAAGUAUAGAAAAUAAAACUCUUCUAACAGUUCCAAAAAGUCUUUGUGCUGAAAGUGUUGCUAAAAUGGUUGAUGACAAUGUGAUAAACCCAUUGGAAUCUUCUGAAAACCUGGCUCUUGAUGAAAACCACUGUGAUAAAACUCUAAUCCAGGAUACAGAAUCCCACAAAGUAGGAGUCAAUAUAGAAACUCCACUGAUAGAAACUAAAAAGAGAAAUAGGAGUCAAGGCUCUCCUAGCUGUAGCUUCGGCUGUAGCAUACAAAAUCCAAACAAAGUUUUACUUCUGAACACUCCUUCAAAUGUAGUAAGGAAGAGGGGCAGACCCAGGAAGAUAGGCAGAUCCAGAAAAAUCAGCAUGCCAUUACCAAUAUCCGCCAUUAAAGCUGAAAUAGAGCUACCCCAAAACAAUGAAGCUACCCUCACAGUUGAAAAUGAAUCCACAGAAACUGAACAUACUGAAAUUAAAUUAGAAUCCAAUGAAAUCAGUACAGCUGCCCUACUGUUUGAAAUCGACAGUUUUUUGAGCCCUAGCACCAUCAAGGCAGAAACCAACCUGUCCCUCCCUAGCACCCCAACAAAGCAAAACUCCCUGCACAAGCAUAACAGAACUUUAUCGCCAUCUUUCAAGUACGACUCUCCCAGAUCUUCUAAACUCCUCACUGUCAAGGAAAAAGUGCAGUAUGUGAAAAUAUGCAAAGAGUGUGACCAGCCCUUGUAUUCGGAGCAUGAAAGAGCCAAGCACAGGAAGUUGCACAUGAGGUGUCAUCUGUGCCAUAAGGUUUUCCAGAGUGUUAAGAAAACCAAACUUCAUGUUAGUUUGGAGUGUGACCAGAAGAUGUCCAAGUUGGUGCCGGUUGUGUGUUUGGAUAGGAUCAGUGUGUCUGGUUAUAAUUUGUGUGGUUUUUCAGAUGAAAGCAGUCCUCUGAUAAGUACUGGUGGUCCAGGUGGUUCAGGGUCUCCUGAGAAGCAUUUGAAAGUGCCCAUGAUAGAAUAGGAAUUUUUGGACUUUUGGACUUUAGGUUGUAUGGUAUUCUAGGUUUUCUUUUUCAUUGAUAAUUCAAGAUCAGGAAUGUUAAUGUUCUCAGAUUCAUGAAAUAAACUGGAUAUGUCAGGUGGUCAAUUUUUUUUUUGUUUCAACAGGAAAAUAGUAAUUCCUGGCCAAAUCAAUAAAAAAAAAACUUCAAGUGAUGAUUUUUUGGGUGAAUCAAAGGCGGAAAGUAUACCGGGUG
Phaedon cochleariae (mustard beetle) is the source of this 2465-nucleotide messenger RNA. Lineage: Eukaryota; Metazoa; Arthropoda; Insecta; Coleoptera; Chrysomelidae. The record is from the annotation of a GenBank genome assembly.